CGGGUUGGAGUGUUGAGCGCCUUCUGCUAUUUGGACUCCUAAUCUCUAGACUCCUACGAGAACGGUCAUUUCCUUCUUUCUGCUCACAGUAGUAACUUAUUCCUCUACUGAACUGGCUUUCUCCUAGGGUUUCUGGCCCUGUUCUCGCCCCAGCAUGACGUGUUUCGGGGGACCGUUAUGGAAGCCUUACACAGGAGCCCUGUCCCCGUGAAGUUCCCGCCGGUGACUCUCCAACCCCACUACCAUGAACGGGGUCUUGAUCCCCCAUACGCCCAUUGCAGUAGACUUUUGGAGCCUGCGCCGGGCUGGUACCGCGAGGCUCUUCUUCUUGUCCCACAUGCACUCGGACCACACCGUGGGCCUAUCUAGCACCUGGGCCCGGCCCCUCUACUGCUCCCCAAUCACGGCCCACCUCUUGCAUCGUCAGCUACAGGUAUCCAAGCAGUGGAUCCGAGCCCUGGAGCUUGGUGAGAGUCAUGUAUUGCCUCUAGAUGAAAUUGGAAGAGAGACCAUGACCGUAACCCUCAUUGAUGCCAAUCACUGCCCUGGCUCCGUCAUGUUUCUCUUUGAAGGAUAUUUUGGAACCAUCCUCUACACAGGUGAUUUUCGAUAUAUACCAUCCAUGCUACAGGAGCCAGCCCUGAUGUUGGGGAAACAGAUCCAUACUUUAUACCUAGACAACACCAAUUGCAACCCAGACCUGGUUCUUCCUUCCCGACAAGAAGCUGCCCACCAGAUUGUCCAGCUCAUUCAAAAGCACCCACAACAUAACAUAAAGAUUGGACUCUAUAGCCUGGGAAAGGAAUCACUGCUGGAGCAGCUGGCCCUGGAGUUUCGGACCUGGGUAGUAUUGAGUCCUCAGCGCCUGGAGUUGGUACAGCUGCUGGGCCUGGCAGAUGUGUUCACAGUAGACGAGAAGGCUGGCCGCAUCCAUGCUGUGGACCAUAUGGAGAUCCGCCAUUCCACCAUGCUGCAUUGGAACCAGACUCACCCUACCAUUGCUAUCCUUCCCACGAGCCGGAAGAUCCACAGGUCCCACCCUGAUAUCCACAUCAUCCCUUACUCGGACCAUUCCUCCUACUCUGAGCUCCGUGCCUUUGUUGCAGCACUGAAGCCUUGCCAGGUGGUUCCCAUUGUCGGUCAGCGGCCCUGUGGAGACUACUUUCAGGACAGCCUGAGCCCCAGGCUCUCUGUGCCCCUGAUUCCAGACUCCGUGCAGCAAUACAUGAGUUCCUCCUCUAGAAAACCGAGCUUUCUUUGGCUGUUAGAAAGGAGGCUAAAAAGGCGGCGAACCCAGGGCGUCGUGUUUGAAUCCCCUGAAAAAAAUGCUGAUCGAUCUCAAGCUGACAGAAACUCAAAUAAGGCCAAGGAAAGGAAAAUUUCUCACUGGCCUGGGGACCUUAAGAAGCAGCCCUGCUACCAUCCUUUGCAGAUCAAGAAGGAGUUGUUCCCAGACCUCUGUAGCAAAGAAUGGAAUGGGGCAGUCUCUUUCUGUGGGUCCCAGAAGAAGGUGACUGUGCCGACUGCCCCCUUGGGAUUUUCAGUGCACUUAAGGUCUAUAGAGGAGAAGUUUAUUUGUCCAGAAACCAGGCAGGACAUUGGUUUAGAGCCCCCCUUGGUACUCAGGGGAGAUGGCCCAGCAACCACAGGGAACCAGAGGGCCUGGAUGGGCCGUGGUUCUCCCCUGUCUCACAGCAAGGCCUCACCUCUUCUAGCUACUGAGUUCAGGGGCCUGGCACUAAAAUACCUUCUGACUCCAGUGAACUUUUUCCAGGCAGGGUAUUCUUCCAGAAGGUUUGACCAGCAAGUGGAAAAAUACCUUAAACCCUUGCUGAAGUACAGACAGGAAAGUACAGAAUGA
Messenger RNA from Propithecus coquereli (Coquerel's sifaka), 1861 nucleotides. RefSeq names its product DNA cross-link repair 1B (gene DCLRE1B). Gene Ontology annotation, biological process: double-strand break repair via nonhomologous end joining; interstrand cross-link repair; protection from non-homologous end joining at telomere. The coding region runs from base 245 to 1861 and encodes 538 amino acids. Gene Ontology annotation, molecular function: 5'-3' DNA exonuclease activity; damaged DNA binding. The record is from RefSeq and is a predicted model, not a curated record. The transcript has 4 exons. Lineage: Eukaryota; Metazoa; Chordata; Mammalia; Primates; Indriidae.